ACAACAAACUGAUGGCUGUAAAACAGCAACAGCACAUGUUCAGUGAGCUGAGAGAUACAUUUGCUCGCCGCCUCACCAAUCACCUCAACAAUGUCUUUGUUCAUCAGUUCAACCACUUCAGUCACUUCAAAAUGACCAUCCCUCAGUUCUAUAGGUCUUCUUGUCUUUCACUUCCAGGCCAUGAUCAGAGCUCCACACUUUCCCAGCACACAGUGGACCUGACCCUGCCCAAACACAGCCCCCUUCACAGGGAUCUGCUACGCUACGCCAAGCUCAUGGAGUGGCUGAAGAACACCCAGCGGGAGAAGUACGAGGGCCUGUCGAGGACCUAUGUUGACUACAUGAGCAGACUAUAUGAUCGAGAAAUUAAAGAUUUCUUUGAGGUUGCCAAGAUAAAGAUGGCAGGUACAACCAAGGAGGCAAAGGGCAAAUUUGCCACGCUUCCACGGAAAGAGAGUGCACUCAAACAGGAAACGGAAAGCCUGCACGGCAGCUCUGGGAAGCUGACUGGCUCGACCUCAAGCCUGAACAAGCUGACUGUGCAGGGAUCCAAUAGCCGGCGUUCCCAGUCUUCAUCACUGCUGGACAUGGGUAACAUGUCAGCCUCUGACCUCGAUGUGGCUGACAGGACCAAGUUUGACAAGAUAUUUGAGCAGGUCCUCAGUGAGCUGGAGCCUCUGUGUCUUGCAGAACAAGACUUUAUCAGCAAGUUCUUCAAACUGCAGCAGCAUGUGACUGUUACACCACCUCUCGCUCAGCCGGAAAUGGAGGACUCGGAUGGAAGCACACUCCAAAGAAUGAAUCCCCAGGCAGAACACAGACACUCCAUGUCUUCAGAGAAAGACCAGGUGCGGCUGAUGAUGAAUAAAAUCUUCCAGAGCAUUGAGACGGAGCUAAACAGUCUCAUUGCUUUAGGCGACAAGAUCGACAGCUUCAAUUCUCUCUACAUGCUGGUGAAAAUGAGUCACCACGUGUGGACAGCUGAGAAUGUUGACCCUGCGUCUUACCUCAGCACUACUUUGGGAAAUGUGUUGGUCACUGUCAAGAGGAACUUUGACAAAUGCAUUUCUUCUCAGAUACGACAGAUGGAAGAAGUGAAGAUUUCUAAGAAAAGCAAAGUUGGCAUCCUCCCCUUCGUUACAGCUUUUGAGGAGUUUGCAGAGCUGGCGGAAACUAUCUUCCGUAACGCAGAGCGCCGAGGGGACCUAGAUAAAGCUUAUGUCAAACUUAUUAAGGCUGUAUUUUGUAAUGUGGAUAAGGUCGCCUCCGAAAGCCAGAAGACUCCAAGGGAUGUAGUGAUGAUGGAGAAUUUCCAUCACAUCUUUUCUACACUGUCACGUCUGAAGAUCUCCUGCUUGGAUGCAGAGAGGCGAGAGGCCAAACACAAAUACACGGACCAUCUACAGGCCUAUGUCAUCAACUCUCUGGGCCAACCUCUGGAAAAACUCAAUCAUUUCUUUGAGGGUGUUGAGGCACGUGUGGCACAGGGUGUUCGUGAGGAUGAAGUGAGCUACCAUCUGGCUGUGAAUAAACACGAGCUACGAAAAGUUAUCAAAGAGUAUCCUGGGAAGGAGGUGAAAAAGGGGCUUGACAACCUUUACAAGAAGGUGGACAAACAUCUGUGUGAAGAAGAAAGUUUGCUACAGGUGGUGUGGCACUCCAUGCAAGAUGAAUUCAUCCGCCAGUACAAGCACUUUGAAGGUUUGAUCGGCAGAUGCUACCCCGGAUCUGGAAUUACGAUGGAGUUCACCAUUCAGGACAUGCUGGAGUACUUCUCCAGCAUUGCACAGUCUCAUUAGUCUGGCUGCUAUUCAUUAUUUUACAGUACUUUACUACUGCCUCACACUAGAUGACUAUAAAUUAAACACUCACAGCUGCCACCAUGUUGCCUUUUUGGCACUUUCAUAUGUGUGCAACUUGUGCAAAGCUUGUAAAUGUCUUGUCUUCUUUGAUCCUUCUGUUCAAUCACACUUCCUUAUUUUUUAUU
Molecule: messenger RNA, 1987 nt
Organism: Thalassophryne amazonica
Lineage: Eukaryota; Metazoa; Chordata; Actinopteri; Batrachoidiformes; Batrachoididae
Product: exocyst complex component 1-like
Exons: 13
Coding region: 12-1799 (595 amino acids)
Biological process (GO): Golgi to plasma membrane transport; exocytosis
Cellular component (GO): exocyst; plasma membrane
Molecular function (GO): phosphatidylinositol-4,5-bisphosphate binding
Source: RefSeq, a predicted model, not a curated record